AUGAAAAUAGAUGUCUAUAGUACUUCUGUUUUGUGGUAUAGGAAACCUAGAAAAACUUUAGAUGAUGGGUUGACAAUAAUUGAAGAAGAUGUUGAUGUAUAUACCAUGAUAUGUGACUAUGAAGGUUUAGAUGUGAUUCAACUAUAUGCAGAGAAGGGUCAGGACCCAUUACAAGUGGCACUGACUGGGAAUGACAUGGAAAAUAUGGAUUGUAGAGAUGGAAUGCAAGAUGUAGGUGAUGAGGAAAUGCAUAAUGGAGAUGGGGAUGAAGGAGCAGCAGAUGAAGAUACCGAAGAUGAGGAAAUGGAUAACAAAGCUUGGGAUGAAGAAGAUAGUGAUGAUCCUGAUUACAUGGAUGAUGGGAAUGUUGAUAGUGGUUCAGAAGAUGAAGACUAUGAAAGUGAUGAACCUGGAUUUGUUGGAGGAUGUAGGCCCAUUAUAGGAUUGGAUGGGUGUCAUUUGAAAGGAAUCUAUGGUGGACAAUUAUUAUGUGCACUUAGAAGGGAUGACAACAAUAACUAUUUUCCAAUUUCAUGGCAACUGUUGAGGCAGAAAGUAAAGAUUCUUGGGUGUGGUUUUUAA
Molecule: messenger RNA, 582 nt
Organism: Camellia sinensis
Lineage: Eukaryota; Viridiplantae; Streptophyta; Magnoliopsida; Ericales; Theaceae
Source: RefSeq, a predicted model, not a curated record